Molecule: messenger RNA, 408 nt
Organism: Perkinsus marinus ATCC 50983
Lineage: Eukaryota; Perkinsozoa; Perkinsida; Perkinsidae
Exons: 1
Source: RefSeq, a predicted model, not a curated record
AUUACCACUCCCGGCGAUGACAUUCUUUUGGACAGUGGAACCAAUUUCUUCUACGUCUCACCAGAUUACUACGAUGAUAUCACUAAGGAUGUCAAGGAACAAGCUGACAAGAUUGCUGGGAGACCAGUGGAUAUAGAAUACGACGCAGGAGCUAAUCUGUGGAGAUUCUCAUGUGUUUAUAUGAACGCCUUGCCACCCCUGUCUCUAGGAUUGGGCCCUCAAGGAACUGUACCCUUGAAGCUGACCUACCUGAACUACGCCUUGGAUGAUAAUGGUUCCUGUUUCCUGCUUAUCAAGAAAGGGGAAGAAGAUGAAGCCUGGAUGCUUCCUGCUAAAGCUGUCAUCGGAAAUUACUACGAGUUUCAGCCUGAUCAGAGACGACUGGGAACCGCUCCAGCAAUCGCCUGA